CCGCACGAAGGCCCCCGCGGCUUGCUCAUGCGCGGUGGGGGUGACUUUGAGGCCGGGCAGCCGCCGCUAUGCUGUCUAAGGUGCUGGGGCCGCGCUACGCCCAGCUCCUGCAGACCUGGACUCCCACCCUCAUGACGUGGGGCAGCGUGGCUGGUAUCGGUGUAAUAUGGGGCACAGACUGGAAGCUGGUCCUUCAAUAUGUUCCCUACAUCGGUGGCAAGUAUAAAACUGAAGACUAAGCUUCUCUCUAAUGGAAAUGCAUUGCUGGAUAGCGUUCUGGAGCCGUCCAUCCGCUGAGACCCUCCCUCCACUGAACUCAGAAUGCCCAGUAAAGAUUCUGCAACAGGUCCUGGUGUCCUCUCCCUGGAGCACUUCUG
Neopsephotus bourkii (Bourke's parrot) is the source of this 377-nucleotide messenger RNA. Its product is annotated as cytochrome b-c1 complex subunit 10. The transcript is spliced from 3 exons. The record is from RefSeq and is a predicted model, not a curated record. Gene Ontology annotation, cellular component: mitochondrial inner membrane. Lineage: Eukaryota; Metazoa; Chordata; Aves; Psittaciformes; Psittacidae. Bases 69 to 239 code for a protein of 56 amino acids. Gene Ontology annotation, biological process: mitochondrial electron transport, ubiquinol to cytochrome c.